CAAUUAAUUUCAGCUUUUUUUAUUUCUGUACUUUAAGCAACUUUCUGAAAUUCAUUUUUAUCUUCAUGCAAUCCAACGCAUUUCCAGCAGUAAAAUGCAUGUUCUCGUUUAGUUAGUUUUCUAGUUUUCUUUGGCACCAGUUCACGCUGAGCGCUGACGUCGUCGGGUCAAUGUUCACUUUAAGACGACAUGGGGGCGCCUCCCCUCGCGCCACUCCGCACACAAACAAGUCUCCCUCUUCUCCUCCUCCUCCUCCUCCUUCUUCUUCUUCUUCUUCUUCUCCUGGUUGGAGUCUGAAAGCCUCCUGCUCCUCACACAGCUGAGAGAUGACUCGUCGCGUGGCAGUGGUCGGGGGGGGGAGCUCAGGUCUGGCCUGCAUCAAGUGCUGUCUGGAUGAGGGGCUGCAGCCCGUCUGCUUCGAGAGCAGUGACGACAUCGGGGGUCUGUGGAGGUUCAAAGAGAAUCCAGAGGCCGACAGAGCCAGCAUCUACCACUCCGUCAUCAUCAACACCUCCAAGGAGAUGAUGUGUUUCAGCGACUUCCCCAUCCCGGCACACUACCCCAACUACAUGCACAACUCCCUCAUCAUGGACUACUUCCGGAUCUACGCGGACCACUUCCAGCUGUCUGAGCACAUCCGCUUCAACACCAAGGUCCUACAGGUGAAGCAGAGAUCGGACUUCUUUCGUUCGGGCCAGUGGGACGUCGAGACGGAGAACAAGGACGGCCAGCAGGAGAAACACAUUUUUGACGCUGUGAUGAUCUGCGUCGGACAUCACUGCCACCCCCACCUGCCGCUGCACGACUUCCCAGGAAUCGACUCCUUCAAGGGAAAGUUCUUCCACAGCCGGGACUACAAGACCCCCGAGCAGUGGAGGAACAAAAAGGUGGUGGUGGUUGGAAUAGGAAACUCUGGAGGAGACAUCGCAGUGGAACUCAGCCGAGUCACCAAGCAGCUGUACCUGAGCACUCGGAGAGGAGCCUGGAUCCUGAACCGAGUAGGAGACUCGGGGCUUCCUCUGGAUAUGCAGUUUACCCGGCUGUUGAACUAUGUGAGGAACCUCGUUCCGAUGAGCCUGUUCAGCGGCCUGGUGGAGAAACAGCUCAACAAGCGGUUCGAUCACGCUCUGUACAACCUGAAGCCCAAACACAGGUUGUUCAGCCAACACCCCACCGUGAACGACGAGUUCCCCAACCGCAUCCUGUCGGGAACGGUCCAGGUGAAGCCCAACAUCCGCAGGUUCCUGGGCUCCAGGGUGGAGUUUGAUGAUGGUAGCGUGGUGGAGGAUGUAGACCUGGUGGUGUUUGCCACAGGUUACAGGUUCUCCUUUCCCUUCCUGGCCUCACAUGUGGUCUCUGUGUCGGAGAACAACGCCACUCUGUACAAGUACGUGUUUCCUCCUGAGUUGGAACGCCCCACGCUGGCUGUCAUCGGCCUGGUGCAGCCACUGGGAGCCGUCAUGCCCAUCGCUGAGAUGCAGGCCAGGUGGGCCACGCGCGUCUUUAAAGGCUGCAUCAAGCUUCCCCCGGUGGCUUCCAUGCUGCAGGACGUCCGGUGCAAGCAGGAGGCCAUGGCUGAGAGGUACGUCUCCAGUCAGAGACACACCAUCCAGGUGGACUACAUCACCUACAUGGAUGAGAUAGCAGAGCUGGUGGGGGCUCGACCCAGCCUCCUGAGGCUGCUGCUGACCGACCCCCGGCUGGGACUGAACGUGUUGCUCGGCCCCUGCUCGCCGUACCAGUACCGCCUCAGGGGGCCGGGGAAGUGGCCCGGAGCCCGUCAGGCCAUCCUCACUCAGUGGGAACGUGUGGCCCGACCCAUGCAGACCAGACCCUGCGAUGACCCCAAGCCCAGGAGGUCCUUGAUGGGGCCUCUGAUUCUGGCAGCUGCCUGUGUGUGCGUGGCCUCCUACGUGAACCGGAACAAGCUGCCUGCUUUCCUGCAGGAUCCCACUGUCCUGUUUGAGCAGAUCAAAGCUGUGUGGGUCGUUUAAUCAAUUCCUAAACAUGCAGCUCAGCCACCUCAUUAUUGUCAUAAUCCUCAUCAUUAUUGUCAUAAUCAAAGUAUAUUUUCUAUUUCUAUAUUUUCUAUACCUUCUCCCUCCUUGAUUCCACAUAUACAGAUGUUGUGUAUGUGUCUGAUCCAUAACCGAGAUGUAUCACUGUUAAAUUCUGUUUGAAUAAAUAAAGACAUUUUAAAUUGAA
Messenger RNA from Pungitius pungitius (ninespine stickleback), 2205 nucleotides. Its product is annotated as flavin-containing monooxygenase 5-like. Bases 327 to 1994 code for a protein of 555 amino acids. Gene Ontology annotation, molecular function: NADP binding; N,N-dimethylaniline monooxygenase activity; flavin adenine dinucleotide binding. The record is from RefSeq and is a predicted model, not a curated record. NCBI's taxonomy places the organism in Eukaryota, Metazoa, Chordata, Actinopteri, Perciformes, Gasterosteidae. The transcript has 10 exons.